This is a messenger RNA of Chara braunii, 1563 nucleotides long. Lineage: Eukaryota; Viridiplantae; Streptophyta; Charophyceae; Charales; Characeae. The record is from the annotation of a GenBank genome assembly.
CGUUGCGUUGGCGCGAGCGAGGCGUGCUGGCGGAUCUUCGGAUUCCCCGUAACCCAGCAAUGGCCACCCGUCGAAAGGCUGCCGGUUCACUUGGAGGGUGACGAGACUGUCAUGUUUGAAGAAGGCGAGGAGGAGAUUGCAGUCGACGUCGGUGCAGGUCGCACGAAGUUGACGGCGUGGAUGGAGCUUCACAAGGAGCUUCAACGCCCUGGGUGCAAUCGUCUUCCGCUCUAUGCUGACGUCACCGAAACCCACACGUGGCACAAGACUGAGAAGCGGUGGAAAUUGCGCCUUUCGGUUGGGAGAAGUGGCGCCUUUCCCAAGAUCGGCUGCCUGCAGCGUGCGUACCCGGCUAAGGGGGACCUCUUCUACUUGCGCAUCCUCCUCGGGCAUGAACAUUCUCGUGGCGCGACGUCUUUCGCUGCAUUGAGAACGGUGGAGCACGGGGAGUUGGCCACGUUCCGAGAAGUUUGCCAGCGCCUCCACCUUCUUGAUGACGACUCGGAGUACGGCAAGGAUAUGGAAACGGCGGCUCUUCAUUACAUGCCGCACCAGAUCAGGCAAUGUUUCGCCAUGCUGCUUGCGUACGGGGCUGUGUCUGACCCCAUGGCGCUGUUUUCUAAGCACUGGCAGCCCAUGUGUGAGGACUACGUGAGGAAGCUGAUGGGCAUGAGUGUUGCGCCGGGGAUUCUGCAAGCGUUGGCGGUGUUGGACAUUCACAUUCAGCUGCUGGACAUGAAAACCACUAUGGGAGGUGUUGGUUUGGCGUUCCCCGACCCGGAAGCGCAGCGCGUUGCUGAGGAGCUGCGCGCUCGGAUUCUCCUUGAGGGCUUGCUCGAACUGAUCCGAGAGGAGCUCAGGUACGACAGGGCGGAUAUGGAGAGGCAGUGGGGAGCAAACUACCCUUUGCUUCGCCCUUCACAAAAAAAGCUGGUUGAUGGCGUUAUGUCCGUUGUGCUGAACAGGAGUCCGCUGUGCGUUUUUGGGGAUGCUCCCGCCGGAACGGGCAAGACGUUUUGCAUUAACACCAUACUUGCUGGCGUGCAUCGGCAUGAAAACAGGAUCGCUUUGGCGGUCGUGUCCAGCGGAAUAGCGUCACUUCUGCUUCCCGGCGGACGAACGUUCCACUCGCGGUUUCAGGCGCCUCUUCAGUCAGAUGCUAAGAAAGCUUUUCCUAUUCGAAGACAGGGGGAACUUGCGCGCCUGAUAAGAAUGUGCAGCCUUAUAGUUUGGGACGAGGCGCCGAUGACGCACCGCGCGCAGUUGGAAGCUCUCAACGUCACCUUGCAGGAUAUCUGUCAAACGGACGAGCCCUUCGGUGGCAAGGUGCUUCUGCUGGCGGGUGACUUUAGGCAGGUUUUGCCGGUGGUGAGAAGAGGCACUCGGGCAGAGCAAAUCCAUAAAAUUGUUGCCGUUGUGGGCGCACUUCAAAACGCACAGGCUACACGAGAACAUGAGGGUUUUGCGGCGUGGCGAUGAUGAGGUCGCAAGAAAGUUCGCUGCUUUCCUGCUGCGUGUCGGUGACGGGGAGCACGACGUCCUGGACCCUGCGGAUCCCGAGAC